This is a messenger RNA of Fusarium pseudograminearum CS3096, 1578 nucleotides long. RefSeq lists its product as uncharacterized. The transcript is spliced from 3 exons. The record is from RefSeq and is a predicted model, not a curated record. Lineage: Eukaryota; Fungi; Ascomycota; Sordariomycetes; Hypocreales; Nectriaceae. Gene Ontology annotation, biological process: sterol metabolic process. Bases 1 to 1578 code for a protein of 525 amino acids. Gene Ontology annotation, molecular function: oxidoreductase activity, acting on paired donors, with incorporation or reduction of molecular oxygen; iron ion binding; monooxygenase activity.
AUGGCUUCAUUACUCGAUUUUGGUGCUGGACUAGCAUCCACCAAUGCAUCUUUCUCAACAGCAACUGACUUAUCCAAAGAGAAUGGCCUCUUCUCUAGUUGGUUCGAAAGAUGCAGCAAAACUCAGAUUGCUGUCACUAUCCUUGCUGUCCUCAUCGCAUACGACCAGUUCAUGUAUCUCUGGCGGAAGGGUUCCAUAGCUGGUCCAGCAUUCAAGAUCCCCUUCAUGGGACCAUUCGUCCAAGCACUUUACCCCAAAUUCGACGCAUACCUCGCCCAGUGGGCUAGCGGCCCCCUGAGUUGUGUUUCUGUCUUUCACAAGUUCGUUGUCCUCGCUUCCGAUCGAGAUAUCGCACACAAGGUCUUCAAGUCCCCUACGUUCGUGAAGCCAUGCAUCGUUCCCAUGGCCGAGACCCUCCUUCGACCAAGCGCAUGGGUAUUCCUUCAGGGAAGAGCGCAUACCGAGUAUCGCCGAGGACUCAAUGGCCUCUUCACGAAUAAAGCCAUCAGUACCUAUCUCCCUGUCCAGGAGAAGGUAUACGACGACUACUUCGAGCGGUUUGUUGCAGCAAGUGAAGCGAACAAGAGCAAACCGAUGGCUUUCAUGCGUCUCUUCAGAGAGAUCAACUGCGCACUCUCUUGUCGAACCUUCUUUGGUGACUACAUCUCGCAAGAUGCUGUCGAAAAGAUCGCCGAGGACUUUUAUCAAGUCACUGCUGCACUCGAGCUUGUCAACGUUCCGUUGUCUGUAUACAUACCUUUCACCAAAUGUUGGCGCGGCAAACGCACUGCCGACGCUGUUCUGGCUGAAUUCGCGUCGUGCGCCGCUGCUUGCAAGGCAAACAUGGCUGCUGGUGCUGAACCUAAAUGCAUUGUUGAUCAAUGGGUUCUUCAUAUGAUGGAGUCCAAGAGAUACAACGAUCGAAUUGCUGCUGGUGAAACAGGAGCUGAGAAGCCCAAAAAUCUUAUCCGCGAAUUCACGGACGAAGAGAUCGGACAAACUAUGUUCACCUUCUUGUUCGCUUCGCAAGAUGCUUCCAGUAGUGCUACCACUUGGUUAUUCCAGAUCCUUGCCCAACGACCCGAUGUGCUUGACCGUCUUCGUGAGGAAAACCUCAGUGUUCGUGGCGGAAACAAGGAAACGCCUUUCGAAUUAUCGAUGUUGGAGUCACUUCCCUACACUAACGCAGUUAUCAAAGAACUCCUUCGGUACCGUCCUCCCGUCAUCUUUGUGCCUUAUGAGGCCACCAAGAGAUUCCCUGUUACGCCCAACUACACGAUAUCCAAAGGUUCUAUGAUCGUACCUUCUUGCUACCCCGCCCUGCAUGAUCCCCAAGUGUACCCAGAUCCUGAGACCUUCGACCCCGAGCGAUGGAUCACAGGUGAUGCUGAAUCCAAGACCAAGAAUUGGCUUGUCUUUGGAGCUGGCCCCCAUGAUUGUCUAGCUCGCAAGUAUGUGCCUCUGACUAUGGCCGCCAUGAUUGGCAAGGCAUCUUUAGAACUCGACUGGGUGCACCACGCGACCAGUCAGUCUGAGGAGAUCAGAGUGUUUGCUACUUUGUUUCCAGAGAUUACAUAA